This is a messenger RNA of Conger conger (European conger), 441 nucleotides long. RefSeq names its product mesogenin 1 (gene msgn1). The record is from RefSeq and is a predicted model, not a curated record. Gene Ontology annotation, cellular component: nucleus. Gene Ontology annotation, molecular function: protein dimerization activity; RNA polymerase II cis-regulatory region sequence-specific DNA binding; DNA-binding transcription factor activity, RNA polymerase II-specific. The transcript has a single exon. NCBI's taxonomy places the organism in Eukaryota, Metazoa, Chordata, Actinopteri, Anguilliformes, Congridae. Bases 1 to 441 code for a protein of 146 amino acids. Gene Ontology annotation, biological process: mesoderm formation; regulation of transcription by RNA polymerase II.
AUGGCGAAACUCACUGGGGAUAUCGUUAAUUUCGAUGGUAACAUUGACAUGCUAGUCACAAAGAUCCUGACAAACUGGGACUGUUGGACACAAAAUAAAUCUUUUGAAGGCUGUCAAGAUUCGUCUCAAUGUGCGUCUCCAGAGUCGUCGUUUGAUUCGAUGUGCUCUUCGCCAGAGAUGCCAACAAACACGAGUGGGUGCCCGGAUUUCGCAUGCGCCUCACAGAAGCCGUCCAAGCCAAAGAUGUCCACCAAGCGACGCGUGAAGGCAAGCGAGAGAGAAAAGAUGAGGAUGAGAAGUUUGGCAGAUGCUCUUCAUCAACUCCGUGAUUACCUGCCUCCUGAUUACAGCCAGAGGGGUCAACCCUUAACAAAAAUCCAAACUCUUAAAUAUACUAUUCAGUAUAUCAACGAACUUUCAGAACUUCUCAGAAACGCAUAA